AGUCGGGGGCGUGUUCGGGAGCUGGUGAGAGAGUUUGUGGUUUGGGGUGUUCAGACGCAGCAGGCGCGUAGCGACAGCCGGAGCUCAGCGCUUUGCGGCGCUCAGAAUGCGGCUUCAUAUCUGACUCCAGGUGCGACUACGGAGAACAGAAAACAUGGUCAGCGGCAAAAGGGUCCGCCGCCUUAUAACCAGAGGAGAGAUACAGGGUUUGUGCCUUCUGCUGCUUUACACCAGCCCUCUCUCCUGCUUUUCAAAUUUCAGCCCUCUCAUCUAUAAGAUAAAAGAAGGCUUACCCAAGGGGACUUUAAUAGGGGCCAUUGGCACAGACUUACAUUUGGAUUUCUCCGUUGAUCCCCCGCUUUUAUUCAAUCUGGCACAAAAGAAGAUCAACGAGCAGUAUGUGGAGCUGAAUAAUACCACAGGGGAGCUGUUCACAUCGGCAGUGCAGAUGGACAGGGAGAGCCUGUGUGCGGAUCGGGGCGAGGGUCAAAGCUGCUCACUAGCGCUGGACGUGUUCAUUCUGCCGCAGCAGUACUUCCAGCUGGUGAAGGUCAAGGUCCUCAUCGAGGACGUCAAUGACAACCGUCCGCGCUUCCCGUCGGACGAGAUCCGGGUGAAGGUGCCAGAGAACGCACCGGUAAACGCGCGCUUCGCCGUGGAGCAGUCGGCUGUGGACCCGGACCUCGGGGUGAACAGUGUGCAGACAUACUGGCUGGUCAACGACUUCGGGGUGUUUACGCUGGACGUGGAGGAGAACGAGGGGGGCGAGCUCACACCCUUCCUCAUUGUGACCGAGGCGCUGGACCGCGAGAGGCAAGCGGAGUACGUGACGGAUAUCAUCGCCGAGGACGGUGGCUCCCCUCCGCUCCUCGGCACUGCCACCCUGCGGGUCGUCAUCUUGGACAUUAACGACAACUGCCCCAAGUUCAGCGAGGCACAGGUGAAUGUAACGGUGUAUGGGAACGCCACCCGGGGCAGCCAGCUGGCGCGCCUCCACGCCUUUGACCACGACCUGGGGGCCAACGCUCAGAUCAACUACUCCUACAGUGAGCGCAUCACCAGGGAAACCCGGAACCUCUUCCACUUGGAUAGAGUGACUGGCGUGAUUAAGCUGGCAGGGAAAAUCGACACCAACACCGCCAAGCUCUACAAGCUGACCGUGCUCGCCAAUGGACCGGCCUGCAUCCCGGACGUCGCCACGGUGACCAUCCACAUCAUCAAGGUGGUGUCGGGACCACCGUUGCUCAUCCCACGCUACAUCGCGGCCGAGAAAGACGGCGUGGUCUCGCUGAAGGAGUCCGAGCCGGCGUUCACCCCCAUCGCCUUUUUCACUGUGAAGAACAUCGAUUCGCGACAGAGGGUGGAGUGUCUGCUGGAGGGCUUGGGCCCGUUUAAACUCUCCCCUUACGAGCGCUUCAAAAACGAGUACCUGCUGGAGACCACCGAGCCGCUGGAUUACGAGAUGCGGCAGGAGUACCAGCUCACCAUCGUGGGCAGGAACCUCCACGGUGUGGUCAUUAAGACGGUGGUGAGGGUGCAGGUGGAGGAUGAGAACGACAACGCCCCAGUCUUCAAGCAGUCCAUGCUGGAGAUCUUUGUGGAGGAGAACAAUGCCCCCAACACCUUCCUCACCAAGCUGCAGGCAACAGACGCAGACAGCGGGAGCCGAGGGGAGGUGGUCUACCUGCUGGGUUCGGACGCACCCCCCAAUAUCUUCUACCUGGACCGUCAGUUGGGGGUGCUGACGGUGACCACCUCCCUAGACCGUGAGGAGAAGGAAACGUACCGGUUCAUGGUACGUGCAGUGGACUGUGGGUCACCGCGGAGGGAGAGCAUCGCCACGGUCAUCAUCACUGUGCAGGACCGCAACGACAACAGCCCACGCUUCAUCAACAAGGACUUCACCUUCUUCGUGCCGGAGAACUUCCCGGGGUUCGGCGAAAUUGGGGUGCUGUCGGUGACCGAUGCUGAUGCCGGGAAAAAUGGCUGGGUGGCGCUGUCCAUCCUUAAUGGCAGCGACAUCUUCGUCAUAGACACAGGGCGUGGCGCCCUGCGUGCCAAGACCUCACUGGAUCGCGAACAGCAGGGGACCUACUACCUGUGGAUCGAGGCAGUUGACGGAGGCAAGCCCGCCCUCUCCUGCAUCACUAUGGUGACAGUGCUGCUCCUGGACGUCAACGACAACCCACCCAUUGUCCUCUUCCCCCAAUCCAACCAGUCCUACAUGCUGGUGCUACCCAGCACCUUACCGGGGACCUCCAUCACCGAGGUCUACGCGGUAGACCGGGACACAGGCAUGAAUGCGGUCAUCGCAUACAGCAUCAUCAAAAGGCUGGGCGGCGGGCAGAGCUCCUUCGACAUCGACCCCAACACCGGCAACAUCACCCUACGCAGGAGCCUCAGCGACCGUGGCCUCUACAGCCUGCUGGUGAAGGUCAGUGACCACGGGCAGCCUGAGCCACUGCACUCCACCAUUAUGGUCAACCUGUUUGUCAAUGAGACGGUGAGCAACGAGAGCUACAUCCAGAGCCUGCUCUUGCGGCAGGCCGAGAUUGAGAUCGAGGAGAGCAUUGGAUCGCGGGAAUCCCGCCAGUGGAUCCAGGAUCGGCAGGUGUUCCCGUGCCAACCGGUCAUAAUCGGGCUGUUGACAACCUGCCUGGGACUGCUCAUCAUGGUGGUGUCACUGACUGUGUACAUUAGCUGCAGAAAGCUCCGGAAACAUAAAAAGAAACGAUUAGAGGUGGAAAUCCCUUUAAAAAUGAACAGUGACAUGCAAGCAGUGGACCGGAAACUCAUGGAGAUUUCCAACAUAUGAUUUUUUCCCUCUGCAUAGACACUUUCUGUAGUUUACAAACACAUCCUGACAGAAAAGAGAAAGAGGGACAAGAAUAAGGAAAAUGGACGACGUUUACACACUGCUCAAUGUAAAAGUUUUACAUUUUAUCCCACAGAGGACACAACCUAGUCCAAAGCCUAAACUGUUAAUAUUGUAUAUAAAAUGUUUUAUAAUUUUAUGAGAAAAUCUUUUAAUUGAAGAAAAAAAUAUCUUUAAGAUAAACUAAUAUUUUCACAUGAGAAUGUGAAACUUGUAUUGUCAAAUCAUGAGAAUUUUGACAAUAUUGCCUAUUGUCUAUGGGCAAGUGAUGACAUGGUCCUUGUUACCCCUUGACAUUAAUCUUUGACCAAAUGAAUAUGUUCAAGUCGAAAUGAAAUGAAGGUGUCUUCAACUAAAUUCAAACUAAUUUUGAUAAUCUACACAGCUCCCUGCUCUUCUCCAGAAGUCAGUAACUACCCUUUCAACACAAAGACAAAAUGCUAUUGUGCUGUGAUGUGACAUGCUGGUGACAUUUUGUUUUUCUCAGGUGUUAGAGAUGUUUUGUUUUCCACACAUUUGUGGGCUAUGUAGGACAGAGUUCAGAUGCGUUCAUCUUAGACUGGUGUGCGUAGACCUCUGAGCACUUCACCGUGCUCUGAUAUCUGCCAUUGCUUGCUUCCCUCGCUGGUGUCUAGCGGGUCUCAUUCGCUUAAGUCUCUUGUCAGAUUUGUCAGGCUCUUCCCUCACCCGAUGUUUUUUUUUGCCCGAUGGUAAAUUCUCACUUUCAUAACACAAGUGGUUCUGUUUGUAUGUGUCAAUGGAAUUAUAUAUGACAAUUAAAAGUCCUUUAUUUUCAUACUAA
Clupea harengus (Atlantic herring) is the source of this 3677-nucleotide messenger RNA. It is a transcript of the gene pcdh20, whose product is annotated as protocadherin 20. Gene Ontology annotation, biological process: homophilic cell-cell adhesion. The record is from RefSeq and is a predicted model, not a curated record. Gene Ontology annotation, cellular component: plasma membrane. Gene Ontology annotation, molecular function: calcium ion binding. Lineage: Eukaryota; Metazoa; Chordata; Actinopteri; Clupeiformes; Clupeidae.